UAAAUAAAUGCGGAGAAAAAGUCGGCGAAUUACAUAGCAAAGGUCGAUUUGUAGUCGGCAUAGGCUCGAUUCAUAAAACUGGUAUUAGAGAAAUUUUCCCCACUCCUUGGGGCAAAACCGGAACGGAAAAUAUUACUGGCUUAGAAUCUUUUCGGCCAAAACCCAGCCCAGCCCAAAAAUAUUUUCAGAAGAAACAAGAAUUGGAAGAGCAAAUCAACCACCAUCCCCAAAAGGAAAACUUAAAUAUCU
Messenger RNA from Ambispora leptoticha, 249 nucleotides. NCBI's taxonomy places the organism in Eukaryota, Fungi, Glomeromycota, Glomeromycetes, Archaeosporales, Ambisporaceae. The record is from the annotation of a GenBank genome assembly.